This is a messenger RNA of Olea europaea var. sylvestris, 682 nucleotides long. Its product is annotated as microtubule-associated protein 70-2-like. Gene Ontology annotation, molecular function: microtubule binding. Lineage: Eukaryota; Viridiplantae; Streptophyta; Magnoliopsida; Lamiales; Oleaceae. The record is from RefSeq and is a predicted model, not a curated record. The coding region runs from base 162 to 530 and encodes 122 amino acids. Gene Ontology annotation, biological process: cytoskeleton organization. The transcript has 2 exons.
UUAUUAAACACAGCACAUUAUUUGAACUUAAAUCGCUCAUUUUGGUUUAGGUACUGCGUUUUUGACUUGUUUCUCUCUAUAUGUGUAUAGCUAUAACUAUGGGUAUAAUUUCGGGACGUUAUAGAGAUUGAUGCACGAGUGGAAAGGAUAGUAGAUCAGAGAUGGCGGAGGUAUCCGGCGACGGAAGUGUUAGAGCGACGCCGGAGCUGAGUUCAGAUGAAAGGAGUAGCAAUGCGCGGCCAAGCGCGGCCCCGAUGCCGUCGUUCAAGGAGGUGAGCAAAGGUUCAUCGCGGCGGAGGGCAUCGUUCCGGCCUAGUUUGGACUCCGAUGACUUCAUAAACCUGCUCCACGGCUCGGAUCCAGUGAAGUUAGAGCUCAAUCGCCUCGAAAAUGAAGUCAGAGAUAAGGAAAGGGAAUUGGGAGAAGCGCAAUCUAAGGUCAAGGCAUUGAAGUUGUCAGAGCGCCUCCGUGAAAAAGCUGUUGAAGAGGUUCCGUUGUCUCCUAUUUCCUUUUAUAAUAACGUUUCAUAAUUUUUAACCGAUAUCUAUGCUGUAAAUGGUUAGGUUAUGGUUGUACAAUGUUGUGUAUGGAAGUGGGAAAUUCAGUGUUGAUCGAAAGGUUAAUGGGACGCGCAGACGUAUGGAAUUCUUUUAUUGUAAAAUAAAAAUAUUGAUUUUUGGCA